AUGUCGAUAUCGAGAAGAUUGAAUUCCGUCAAAGACUUGAACGGAAAAACUGGAUGUGGUUGGAUGAUCAAUGUGAAGUUGUGCCGGGUUUGGGAUAGACAUCAAUGGAACAAUCAUGAUGUAGUUGUUCUUCGUGAGAUGAUGCUUAUGGAUGACAAGGGAGACAAAAUUGUGGCUGCACAACCUCAUGACCAGUUCAAUCGCCUGGGUGAUCUUCUUCAAGAAGGAAGUUCCAAGCAGAUCUCCAACUUUGGAUGUGUCAAAAACUCCGACAGAUUCAAGCAAUGUAGUCAUCCUUUUAAGAUUGAAUUUGAUGCAAGAACCGUUAUUGCACCUGGUAAUGAUAUCGUUACUAAGGAACAUGGAGAUGAUCGUGGUUUCAAGUUCGUCAGUUUCUCCGACAUCCCCAAUUUCAAACCCCCGUAUCCGCAGCUCAUUGAUAUUAUUAAUUCGGACAUUUCACAAAUGAUUUCCCUGUUUAAUUUGGUCUAUGCCUUCCUUGGAUCUGGUGCUUGCCGAGUUCACCAAAAAAUAAAGAUAAAUAUUACUAGCUUGGAUUAUGAAUUUUGUAGAUAA
Molecule: messenger RNA, 576 nt
Organism: Oldenlandia corymbosa var. corymbosa
Lineage: Eukaryota; Viridiplantae; Streptophyta; Magnoliopsida; Gentianales; Rubiaceae
Source: the annotation of a GenBank genome assembly